Molecule: messenger RNA, 3884 nt
Organism: Pteropus alecto (black flying fox)
Lineage: Eukaryota; Metazoa; Chordata; Mammalia; Chiroptera; Pteropodidae
Gene: TSTD2
Product: thiosulfate sulfurtransferase like domain containing 2
Exons: 10
Coding region: 205-1749 (514 amino acids)
Source: RefSeq, a predicted model, not a curated record
CUAAGGGCCUGGAGGACUUCCGGAGCGAGGUGACGUCUUGAGCGUUCCUUCUACGUAAAAUCGAGGUGGGGUCUGGAGGUUCGAGGACGGUGAUCAGUGUUAAUUGCUGGGUGGAGACGGUUCAAUGAAAGAAGAUCUGACGUUCGGGACCGGCGGGAGAUAGUUAACUGAAAGGAAUCUGCCCCACUGCUGCAACCAAACCAGAUGCCUUCUUCCACUUCACCAGACCAGGGAGAUGACCAGGAGUCCUGUAUUUUAAAAUUUGCAGACCUGGAUUUGAAAGAUACAAGUCUUAUCAAUCCCAAUAGCAGUCUCAAAGCAGAGCUAGAUGUCAAUACAAAGAAGAAAUACUCAUUUGCAAAAAAAAAGGCAUUUGCCCUUUUUGUCAAAACCAAAGAAGUUCCGGCACCUUCUUUUGAAUGUAAAGAAAAAUGGUGGAAAUGCUGUCUUCAGCUAUUCACAGACCAGACCAGCAUCCAUAGACAUGUGGCAACACAACAUGCAGAUGAGAUUUGCCACCAGACUGCUUCUAUUUUAAAGCAGCUGGCUGUAACAUUGAACACCUCAAAGAGUCUUAAGUCUGCAGACAAAAAGAACCCUGUAAUAGAAUAUCUUACUCGUAACCAUGAAGUAUCCAUUUGGCUCCCUGAUAUAAGCUGCUUUAGCCUUGAUGAGCAGACAAGUGGCCAGGGCAGUGAUGAGGGGGAGGUGCUACUUUAUUACUGCUACUGUGACCUAGAGGAUCCCCACUGGAUCUGUGCCUGGCAGACAGCUCUAUGUCAGCACCUGCACCUCACAGGCAAGGUUCGAAUUGCUACAGAAGGAAUCAAUGGGACAGUUGGUGGAAGCAAAUUGGCGACCAGACUCUAUGUGGAAGUCAUGCUUUCCUGCCCAUUGUUUAAAGAUUAUCUGUGUAAGGAUGAUUUUAAGGCCAGCAAAGGAGGAGCUUUCUGUUUUCCAGAAUUGCGUGUUGGUGUAUUUGAAGAAAUUGUGCCUAUGGGGAUCAGUCCCAAUAAGAUCUCCUACAAGAAGCCUGGAAUCCAUUUAUCCCCAGGUGAAUUUCAUAAAGAAGUAGGAAAGUUUUUGUCUCAGGCAAAUCAAGAACAAAACGAUACUAUUCUACUGGACUGCAGAAACUUCUAUGAAAGCAAAAUAGGACGAUUCCUGGGCUGCUUAGCCCCAGACAUCAGGAAAUUCAGUUACUUCCCUAGCUACGUUGACAAAAAUCUGGAACUUUUCAGAGAGAAGAGGGUACUGAUGUAUUGCACUGGGGGCAUCCGUUGUGAGCGGGGUUCAGCCUACCUUAAAGCCAAGGGAGUGUGUAAGGAAGUGUUCCAGCUCAAGGGCGGCAUCCACAAGUACCUGGAAGAGUUUCCGGAUGGUUUUUACAAGGGGAAGUUGUUUGUUUUCGAUGACCGUUAUGCCUUGUCCUACAACAAUGACGUGGUGUCAGAAUGUUCAUACUGUGGUGCCCCAUGGGACCAGUAUAGACUCUGCUCCACUCCCCAGUGCCGCCAGCUUGUCUUGACUUGCCCCGCCUGCCAAGGACAAGGAUUCACAGCGUGUUGUGUCACAUGUCAAGACAAGGGGAACAGGCCAGCUUCUGGCCCUACCCAGAAUAGCUUUAAAGAGGAAUGUGAGUGUACAGCCCGACGACCACGCAUACCCAGCGAACUUUCACAGCAGACACAGUUCCCCCUGAAUCCAGAGCCAAGGCCUGAUGUUGGGGAGGAUGGGCCGGGCCAGUGAGUAGCACCGUCAGCAUUUCUGAGCCUGCACAAAGCUAGGUUUGGGGCUACCACAGAUUGAAGAAUAUCAAGGCUACAACAACAGAGAAAUGGGUAAAUUUAGUGCUGGCCAUUACCACCAUGGCUAACUAGUCACCGUAUUGGCCACAUGUAUUUCACAGGAGGAGGGCAGAGGGACUUGGCACUGACCACUUACCUGAGACAUUCUGACUCAGAAGGUGCUAGAGCGUAAAGAAAGGUGAUCUGUGUGGGAUUCCAAAGCUGCUGAGGGAUACAGCCUUGAGCUUGGUAACUAAGUCAUGCCCUUUCGGUGCCAUGCAGCAGGACUGGUAGUAAUUUUUCUUGUCACCAAACCUGUCUGUCUUGAUGGCAGAAAUGUAAAAGCUUUGGCGCUAGAAGUAGACUCUGGAACUAGGUUCUGUAGGUCACCUGCCAUCCACCUCUACCCUACCUUGUGUCUCUUAGCCUGAGAGUGCUAGACCAGGAUCUGCAAACUCCAGCAUUUGGCCUACCUCCUGCUUUUGUAAACAGUUUUAUUGGAAUAGCCACACCCAUUUAUUUACAAAGAUUGAUGGCAGAAUUACUUAUUUACAACAGAAACAUGGCCUGCAAAGCAUAAAAUAUUUAGUAUCUGGCCCCUUAAAGAAAAAAAUUGCCACCUCUUGGUCUAGACCAACAGCUCAUCUGAUGGAGCAGAUAGUCUUAAAGAUGUGGCCCACCUUCAUUUUUUAUUGCCUUGGUUUAUGCCAGAGAUACCCCCCUAGUAGUCUCUGCUCCCCGCAACACCCACCACACUCUUAGCUUUUAAGUUUUCUCUUUGAGAGAUUCAAACUAGCAUAAUGACACUAACAUUUGGACAGUUGUUUUUAGAUGAGUACCUCGGAAUAUAAGAUACUUUGAGUGAAGGUUGUUCAGCACUGCCGUGGUGGUUUCCCAGCCUUCUGGCCAACAUAUUGGACACAUGUCCCUGUCACUCAGGUCCCAAGAAACACGCAGCUAUUCGUAGACCAACAGAUUUAAUAUGAUGUUGCAGUUUCCAGUGAUGCAGAAUAGAGCUGCAAUUGUGUUUCAAGGCAAAGCCAGUGGACCUGGCUGUCACUGGAGCAUGGUGCCACUCAAGGGCCCAUCUGCAGCCUCAGUAGACACUCUUCCACAGUGGUGAGGCCCUGGCUUCGCCUCUGGUUACCCUGUACCGUCCACAUCAUUACAGUUCAGGGUGCAAGACUUCAUUUUUGAUCAAAAACCUCUCUGCUCAGUGCUCUGCUGCUUAGUCUGUGCUCAUCAGUUCUUUGGCUUGUCCUUGAUUGUAAGAUUUAACCAGUUACUCAUGAAAGUAACUCCCGAGGCAACAGAAAUACUAGCUUAACUGGCACUGUGGUAUAUUAAAAGGCACAAGGGCAUUUUGGCUUAACAUUUUUGCUAGAUCCCAAGAGGUGCACACGAUGUUAAAAAGGAUGCGGCAGCAAUGCCACAAUUGCAUUGUCAGAAUCAUCAUCUUGGGAUGGUUUGGCCAGGGUUCCUAAUUCUUUAAUAUCUGGAUCUUUAUCACUGGCUUUCAGAGGCUUAAUUUUUACAGGCAGGAAAUUAGCGGUGACUAGUCUAGUAAGUGCUGCCACAGGUAGUUGAGAUCCGUCAGCAUAGCCACGAUGGACUAGAAAUUUACCCCUCUGUUUGAUUUCACAUAAGCCAUUAGUCCACUGUGCAAUGUAGAAAGAUGUUUUCUAUAGUAUUUGGCCAUAGGUUUUCACAUCCACCAUGAGUUUGGCAUUCGAUAAGGAAAAAAUUCUGACUCUAGUAUUAAAUUUUAAAGAAAUCCCAGAUGUUCAUAAGGAAUUUUAUUGCCUGGGAUUAGUGAAGAAAGAUGGUGUUUGAAACUUGAAAUUUUACCAUUGGCUUUUCUGUUAUUUCCUUGUAUCCAGCAAAAGGAACCUCAUGUUCUUUGAUUCCUAGCAGAGCUCUGUGGCUUCAGUCUGUCUUUCUCAAGGGACAAAAUUGUAUUCUUGACUCUAUAAUCAGUUUGUCAGCUUUAAUCUCGAGGUUCUUAAAAUUUAAAGGAGGUUAAUAAAGAAUUAUGAUCUUUUGCUAACUAGCUAAGAUCAAAUUUGUAAUAAAGUAUUUUAUAAUGCUUCUAAACCA